This is a messenger RNA of Mercurialis annua (annual mercury), 1880 nucleotides long. Its product is annotated as glucose-6-phosphate/phosphate translocator 2, chloroplastic-like. Bases 410 to 1573 code for a protein of 387 amino acids. Gene Ontology annotation, biological process: transmembrane transport. The transcript has 5 exons. Lineage: Eukaryota; Viridiplantae; Streptophyta; Magnoliopsida; Malpighiales; Euphorbiaceae. Gene Ontology annotation, molecular function: antiporter activity; phosphoglycerate transmembrane transporter activity; triose-phosphate transmembrane transporter activity. Gene Ontology annotation, cellular component: Golgi apparatus; membrane. The record is from RefSeq and is a predicted model, not a curated record.
CAGCAACCAGCUAGCUGAUUUCCAACCCUACCACCUCUUCUUGUCUCUCUUUUUAUUUAUGUUUUUCAGUCUCUCUCCACCCACCAACUUUUUUUGUGUGUAAAAGAUCUUGAGAAAAAAUAAAAAAGAAUCAGUAUUUUUAGUUCAACAAUAUUUUGGUACUGUACUUCAUAGUUAGUUCCGCAAGAUCAUCAUAGUGGUGAUCUUGUUAUAUUUGUUUUGGGUUUGUUAAAAUUCUCAAGAUCUUCUUCUGUUUCAAAACUCAUUAAACUCCCAUCUUUUUUUUCUUUUCAAAAACUCUUGAUCUUGAUCUUCACUUAUUGGCUGAUUUGAAUCAGUUUUGAUCAAAUUUAAGAGUUACCCUUUAAACCCUUUUGGAAUUUAAAUUAAAAAGUUUGUUUCUUUCACCAUGAUCUGCAGUAUUAAGCAAUCUGUUCUAACACCAUCAAUCAAUGGAUCAGACACAAUUUUUCGCAGAAAAAUUACAAGAUCUCAGUUUUUGCCCUCACUUUCACUUCAAAACAAUCCAAAAAGAGUUAUUUCAAUGUCAAAGCCCUUACAUGUCUCAUCAAUUGAUUCACCUUUUGCAGUCUCAUCAAAGAAAUCUUUGAUCACUUGCAAGGCUUAUGAAGCUGAUAGCUCACAGCCACUUGAUGCAGCUGAAGUGAAAUCUGAGGGUGCAAGAAAGGUUAAAAUUGGGAUUUAUUUUGCAACUUGGUGGGCUUUGAAUGUGGUGUUUAAUAUCUAUAAUAAGAAGGUUUUGAAUGCUUUUCCAUUUCCAUGGUUGACCUCUACACUUUCACUUGCUUGUGGAUCUCUUAUCAUGUUGGUUUCAUGGGGUACGAGGAUUGCUGAGGCUCCUAAGACUGAUUUGGAGUUUUGGAAGACUCUGUUGCCUGUUGCCGUGGCGCAUACAAUUGGGCAUGUGGCUGCAACAGUAAGUAUGUCGAAGGUUGCAGUUUCAUUCACUCAUAUCAUUAAGAGCGGUGAACCUGCUUUUAGUGUCUUGGUUUCAAGGUUUCUAUUGGGUGAAAGUUUUCCUCCCGGUGUUUACUUGUCCCUUCUUCCGAUUAUUGGUGGUUGUGCACUUGCUGCUGUUACCGAGCUCAACUUUAACAUGAUUGGUUUUAUGGGUGCCAUGAUCUCCAACCUGGCCUUUGUUUUCCGGAACAUCUUCUCAAAGAAAGGCAUGUCGGGGAAAUCUGUUAGCGGAAUGAACUAUUAUGCCUGCCUCUCUUUGCUGUCUCUCUUGAUUCUUACGCCUUUUGCUAUUGCUGUGGAGGGACCGCAGCUGUGGGCAGCAGGGUGGAAAACUGCCGUCUCUCAGAUUGGACCGCAUUUUGUAUGGUGGGUGGUGGCCCAAAGUGUAUUCUAUCAUCUGUACAACCAAGUGUCGUACAUGUCCUUGGACGAAAUCUCUCCCUUGACUUUUAGCAUCGGGAACACCAUGAAGCGUAUAUCUGUCAUCGUCUCCUCUAUUAUCAUUUUCCACACGCCUAUCCAACCAGUCAAUGCUCUUGGAGCUGCCAUUGCAGUCCUGGGAACCUUCUUGUAUUCACAGGCAAAGCAGUGAUAAUGCUCGGAUAAGGUGAAAUAAGAUAUUCGUCGUGUAACGUAAAGCGCUGAGAGAAAUUGUGUUGAGUUUAGGGUUAAUAGUUGCUGUGUUUGAAGAUCCAGCAGCAGUAUGUUUAUUGUAGAUAAUAAAUUAAUAAUAAAUAAUCAGUGGUGAACAUUGGUAUUAUACAUGUCAUUAGUGAGGUUUAGUUUAGGCUGAGGAGUAAAUGUUUUUAAUAAGCUUGGAUAAUGUCAUUAUCCAAAUGUUGUCUUUUUCUGACAAACAUGAUUAACAUUUUGAGAUUUAUUUGAAUUUUAUUUUGCAA